AUGCUUGUGACUUUUAAAUCGUUUGUCGGUAUUCUCACUGUAGCCGCGUUUGCUCACGCUGCUCUCUACUCCAACACUACGAAGUUCAAUCAUUCAUGUGCCAUUAAGCCGACGGUUCAGUCCUGUUCGCUCUCUGCCCUGGAUCUGGCCAACCUGGACACUUGCUGCACGGAGACGUACGGAGGCCAAUUGCUUUCGACGCAAUUCUGGGACACAUACACUGGUCGAGAGGAUGAGGGCCAGCUGCUUCCCAAGAAGCACUGGACUCUGCACGGUCUCUGGCCUGACUACUGCAACGGCUCUUACCCCCAGUACUGUGACUUGGAUCGCCAGUAUGACCGUCAGCCUCCGGAGGAAGUGAACGGCCAAAAGGUGAAGCCUUACAGGGGCCCUGGUGUGGACCAGUUCAUUAAGGAAUGGGACCGCUAUGAUCUGCUAGACUGGAUGAACAAGUUCUGGGUGUCCCAGGGUCAGCCGAGCGCGGACUUUUGGGCGCAUGAAUUCAGCAAGCAUGCCACUUGCUACAGCACGUUUGAUGUCCCCUGCUAUGGACCCAAGUACCGCAAGCAUGAGGACAUGAUUGAGUUCUUCGACACUGCUAUCACAUUCUAUCGCCGUUUGCCCACUUACGACUGGCUUGCUGCUGAGGGCAUUGUUCCCAGCAACAAGACACAAUACAGCUUGAAGGACAUCCAGUCUGCUCUGAAGAAGCAUUAUGGUGCGGUGCCUUACCUGGGAUGCUACGGUGAGAAGUACAGCCAAGUCCACGGAUCGAAGAACACAAGUGACCAUGGCUCGACUGAGCUCGCCGAGGUGUGGUACUUUAGCUAUGCAAAUGGACGUCCUCAGGAUGUCAAUGUCACGCACAUUGACUCGGUGACGCCGACCUCGUGUGCUCACACGGAUGGUGCUAUCUGGUACUAUGAGCGCACACCGUCAAGUGAGCGUGAUGUAAGUGGAAAGUAA
Malassezia sympodialis ATCC 42132 is the source of this 966-nucleotide messenger RNA. It is a transcript of the gene RNY1, whose product is annotated as ribonuclease T2. The record is from RefSeq and is a predicted model, not a curated record. Gene Ontology annotation, biological process: RNA catabolic process. NCBI's taxonomy places the organism in Eukaryota, Fungi, Basidiomycota, Malasseziomycetes, Malasseziales, Malasseziaceae. Gene Ontology annotation, cellular component: extracellular region. Gene Ontology annotation, molecular function: RNA binding; ribonuclease T2 activity.